CACAAGUUUACGUCCAUCGACAUUGAUGCAAAGCAAAUCUAUGUGCGUAAUACGCACCCCCGCCGUUUCAAACACUUCCCAAACUUCAGAAAAAAAUAUCUGACUUUUCUUCCUAUCUGCUUAAAGGGUUUAACUUGUUCCAAAUUUAGCCAAAACAACAACCAAAAAAAAAAAAAAAUCCCACUUUUUUCUUGUUCUUCUCUUCUUUUCACUCUCUUUUUCACUUGCUUCUGCUUUAUUCUUUAGAUCCUCUCUUAAUUUCCAAAAUAUUAUAAAAAAUCCUUUUUGGGUUUUUUUUUCAUCUAAUUUAGAACCCUAAUAGACUGUUGUUUUUCUUUUUUUGAAGCUUAUAAGAUACAAAUUUUACAGUUUUCAAUGAAGUUUUUAAAACUUUCAAGAUAAACUGAAUUGUUGAAGCCUGAAUAAUCAAUCCACUGCCUUUUUUUUUUUUCUUUUAGGCUUCAACCUUGAAAUUUCAACUAUAGUAAAGCUGAUUUGGUAAAAAAGAUUUUAGUUUGAACGUUUUAAUCUUGUGGCUGAUUUGAAAUUUGAUUUUCCUAUGAAUCUUUGAAUUUUCCAUUGAAUAGUUGAAAAUCUGAAUACCCUAAAAGGCCAGCAUAUCUUUAAGCUUUGAACUUAAAAUAUUUCACUCUUUUUUCUUAAAAGGAAAUUGAUUUUGAACUUCUUAAGCUUCUGGGUCAGUUUCUAAUCUAUUAAUUAGCCCUCAAAGAACCCAACUUUAGUUUUCUUAUGACUUUUUAGAUUGGCUAGUUCAAUGUCUGUAGAAAGGUCAUUUGAAGCCUGGGAAGAGGUCCAACGCCAUGGCCAGGACCUUGCCGAUCGGCUAGCUCAAGGUUUCACUGGUUUAAUCCAAUCCCACAUAACCCCACCUUCGUUUCCAUGGCCAAACCCUCCAAAAUCCAAGCUUUUUGACCUCGAGUUCCCAUCCCAAACCUUUAUCAACAAGGAUUUUGGCCUUCCCAUUGACAAAUCAGCUAUUUUUGAAAUAGGCGAUAUCGGGAACAGGAUUGGCCAAGUCGGGGCAGAUUUUGGUGCGGGCUUAAAUGGGUUGGUUCAGCAGUUCUUCAGGAGGUUACCAGUCCCGUUUCGUGCUGAGGAUAGUGCAGUUGUGUCAGUUAGAGGUGAUGUGACUGUGAAAGGACAGAAGGCUGUGGUGGGUGGUAAUGAUAUGGAGGGUUUGGUAGGAUUUUCAGAUCGGUCCAAGGAUUUUGGAUUCGUGGAUAAUGAGAGUGGUUCAGAGGAAUUGGGGGAUGAUGAGAUUUCAGGGUUUAAUUUGAAAUCUGCUGGACUACUUGGGAGACCACAACCACAGGGAAUUAUAAAUAUUACCUCAACAUAUGAGAGUAGAACACGAGAUUUAGAAAGUUCUUUGGUUGCAAGUGGAGACCUAUGGAGAGUGGAGGUGUCAAAUGCCAGUUCUACAUCAGGGAAUGACAACUCUUUAUUUCUUAUCCAGCUUGGACCAGUACUCUUUGUACGAGACACGACACUUCUUUUACCAGUUCAUCUAUCAAAGCAACAUUUGCUUUGGUAUGGUUAUGAUAGGAAGAAUGGAAUGCAUUCUCUUUGUCCAGCUGUAUGGUCAAAGCAUAGAAGGUGGCUAUUAAUGUCAAUGCUCUGUCUUAAUCCUUUAGCCUGUUCAUUUGUGGAUUUGCAAUUUCCAAAUGGACAAUUCACAUAUGUAUCUGGUGAGGGGCUCACAACAAGUGCUUUCCUACCUGUUUGUGGGGGCCUUCUUCAGGCUCAGGGCCAAUAUCCAGGGGAAAUGAAAUACAGCUUCUCUUGCAAGAAUAAGUGGGGAACAAGUAUCACACCAAUGGUGCAAUUGCCAGACAAAUCUUUUUCGCUGGGUCUUUCACAAGCCUUGGCUUGGAAGCGGUCUGGGCUAAUGAUGAAGCCAUCCAUUCAAUUUAGCUUGUGUCCAACUUUUGGUGGAAGUAAGCCUGGGUUGAGGGCAGAAGUUAUUCACACGGUGAAGGAGGAUCUUAAUCUGAUUUGUGGUUGUGCUCUGGUGGCACAUCCUUCAGCGUUUGCAUCAAUAUCAGCAACGGAGCAAAGAACGAAUUUCUAGCUACAAUGGAAGAGAGUUAGAGCGUGCUAAAGUGAUGUGAUCAAGCCACCAAUCAACAAUUAAAUUUCUAAGAAUCUGGUUUAGCAGAGAAAGUUGGCUAGUACGGUCUGCAUGCUUGGUUUGUGCGCCGGAACAUAGCCAGGCCAAUCACCGUUGACAGCUGGUAGCAUUUAGAUGAAUUCACCAUCUCCAAGCCCUUGGUUCAGCUUGAAAGCAGACAAUAGAUAUAAAAAAUAUUGCAAGACCAGCUUAGAAGUGUGUGUCGUGCUGCAGUUUAUCCUGACCCUCUUCACUUGUAGUAUUAUUUUCAGAUGAACCAAUCACCACCGUCCAAUAAGAGAUCAAAGCUUUCCCAUUUUUUAGUUAACCAACAAAUUGGACCUAUCCAUGCUUUUUGGCUUCCCAGGGAAAUCAGUUGUAACCUUGCGUCAUUCUCUACUUGUAGAAAUUCAUACUACAGUUGGUCCAUCGUGCCCAAGUCCGUUUAGCUUUUCCAUAAUACAGUUGACCUUUUAAUCCAAGUCUCAUCUUCUCCAAUCAUUGCCAUGGAUGAACAGGAAGUUCACCAAAGUGAUUGCGUUGCCAAGGGUGAUCAAGAGUUGUUUCUGCAUCGCGAUGAAAAUUUCGGAUUUGAUUACCGAAAUCGUGCAAAUUCUCAGGGUUUAUUUGAUUGUUAAAAUGUUGUUUAGUCAAAUUUAUGGUAGAUGGGACUGAUACAGUGUUGAAGGAUGCAGCAAGGAAAAUCAAUCUUGUUGCAAAUGGCCUAAGUGAUAGAAUUGAUAGUUCACAGACUUGUCAGGUUAAUGGGGAAUGCAGUUUCAAAGAUAAACUAGGGAAAGUCAAUUGUAAGGAUGCAUGGAAGCAUGAGUAUAUCAAUGUCACACUUGUGGUAAAUUCUUCUCUAGAGGGCUAUGCUGAAUUCCUCAAGAAUUUUCUUGCUUUUCUUACAGUACUUACGAUGAAAUUUGUCGGGUUUCAGUUUAAUCUUCUAGUUAGUUUUUUCACAUUUCCAAUUUGGUUUUCAUACUUUGCUUUCAUGUCUUUCAUAUUUCCAUUACAAGCUAUAAGACAAAUUAAAGGUUAUUUGAUGAAAAAACUAUUCAGAAUGUGGAAUGAUGCAAGCAAAACUGUUAAAGUGAAAGCAAAUAACUCAAUAGGGAAAUUGGCACUGAGGUUUGGUUUUGCCUUCUUUUGGUCAUUCUAUGUUUGUUUCAUGCUUGUGGG
This is a messenger RNA of Durio zibethinus, 3316 nucleotides long. Lineage: Eukaryota; Viridiplantae; Streptophyta; Magnoliopsida; Malvales; Malvaceae. The record is from RefSeq and is a predicted model, not a curated record.